Messenger RNA from Indicator indicator, 2505 nucleotides. It is a transcript of the gene PECAM1, whose product is annotated as platelet and endothelial cell adhesion molecule 1. The coding region runs from base 203 to 2455 and encodes 750 amino acids. NCBI's taxonomy places the organism in Eukaryota, Metazoa, Chordata, Aves, Piciformes, Indicatoridae. The transcript has 17 exons. Gene Ontology annotation, molecular function: transmembrane signaling receptor activity. The record is from RefSeq and is a predicted model, not a curated record. Gene Ontology annotation, biological process: cell surface receptor signaling pathway.
UCCAGUAAUGGGAACGAUUACUUGAUUGAGCCAGUUGCUGUUGAAGAUCUGGGAAAACUUAACAGAUUUUAAUGGCAAAAUUGUAUCUGUUUCCAUAAAACAACAGAAAAAGCCAUACCCUGGUUUUGGUACCUGCAGGCAUCACCUCUGAUGAUGAAUAUUGUUUUAUUUUGGAAUUAAGUAUCUGUUCUUCAGGAACGAGAUGUAUCUUGCUCUUCUGGUGAUUUUCUUGCAGUGUUCAGAACUUUCUGCUCAGGAGAGAGUUUUUACUUUCAAUACAGUUGAAAUCCAGGUUAAGCCCUCUGUCAAAGUAAAGAACGGAGCUCCUAUGUCAAUUGUCUGCCAUGCUGAUAUUAGCAAAAGUACUGAUUUCCAGCUGAAACAUAACUUUACAAUAUUUAAGAAUGGCAAGCUGGUGUUCAUGACUGUAACAGACAAAGGAGAUGCACAGUAUGAUAUACCUGCAACUAGAUCCUCAGAUACAGGAGAUUAUGAAUGCACUGUGGAAGCAGGCAGAAAGACAAAAUCCAGUAACUCCUUGCACGUUCGGGUGACAGGAAUGACCAAGCCAAUCCUGACUGCUGAGAAAAAAGAAGUUUUAGAGGGUGAAGUUGUGAAAUUACGUUGUGAGCUGCCAGAAGAAGAACCUCCUUUACAUUUCUUUUUCCAGAAGAUAAAGAUGAACUCAACGCCCAAGGAAAAACACGUGUUUGAGCCAUACAGAAAUUUUUCUGUGGUGGAAUUUUCUGUUGAAGAGGGAGAUAAUAUUUUACAAUUUGAUUGCUUUGGUGGGAGAAAUGUAAACCUCGAAUUGGAAAAGUCAGAACACAGUAACAAAACACUUGUUACAGUCAGGGAACCAUUUAUAAAGCCUACUCUGAGUGCCAAACCCUCAAGUAAUAUUACAGAAGGAGACAGAAUACAGUUUGAAUGCUUGACAGUGGUAGCUCGGAUGCGUGACAUUGAAAUAAUACUCCAGAAAAACAGAACAAUCCUGAAGAGUGUACGAGAUGAGAAACAUCUCAAAUACUCCACAGUAGCUACUCUAGAGGACAGUGGUGAAUACCUGUGUAAGGUGGAGCAAGGGAGAGCAUCUAAAACCACCAAACUGAAUGUUGUUGUGUCAGAGUUGUUCCCCAAGCCAAUAUUAGUUGCUUCUAUGAAGAACCUGGAUGAAAAUAAAGAACUUACCUUCAGCUGCAGCAUCAAUGGGUUUCGCAAAGCUAAUUUCUCUGUGUUCCGCAAAAAUUCAAAUGGAGACCUCUGGCUGAAAAAUUCUAGAAACUUAACAAUGAGAGUUAGUGUGAAUGAUACUGGAUCCUAUUUCUGUAAAGCUGAAGUAAAAGGAAUAGUCAAGGAAAGCAAACCUGUAGGGAUUAAUGUUUUUGCUCCGGUUUCCAAGCCGACUCUUUCUGUUCUCGGUGGCUUACCUGAGGUGGUGCUGGGGAAGACUCUGCAGUUAGUCUGUCGCUCAGCCACGGGAACACCACCAAUAACAUUCACAUUCUACAAAGGAAAUGAAGUUAAGGAAAUAGUAAUUAAUGACACAUAUGCUACCUUCUUGGAUGAAAAUAUUAGGCAAGAUGACAAAAGAGGAUACAAAUGUGAAACUAAAAAUAAUCACAGCAGCGGAAUGAAAACUAGCAAUAUUCUGAAUGUCACAGUAAUAGUACCAAUCAGAAAUGCCAGCUUGGGCAGUAUUCCGUACGGAGAAGUGGAAGAUGGCAGUGAGACUACUUUUCUCUGCUCUGUGAAAGAAGGAUCUUGGCCAAUCCACUUCAGGUUUUUUAGAAAAAGUGAUCAUGAAGUUCUUAUGUUUGAGAAGAGUGAGAAUGCAGACAGAGUCAUGUGGCACAAGGAAGCAAUGAGCAGGCAAGACACAGGGACCUAUUACUGCAUGGCUUCCAAUCGAGCUAACGUGGAUGUGAAAAGCCAGCCCAUAACCAUCAGUGUCAUCUUAGCAUCGUGGCAGAAGGGCAUCAUCGCUGCCUUUGUCCUGCUGCCUCUGGCUGGAGCAGCAGCACUCACUCUCUGGUGGUUCUUGUGCAAGAAGAAAAAGGCUAAAGGACCAUCUCUGGAGAUGUCUGGUUCUGCCUUGGCUACAAAUUUGAAGAGUGAAAAACUGGCAGGACAGCACAAUGAUGGAGACUACUAUUCAGGAUCAGGUUACAUCGAAGACAGUGAAAAUCACAUGAAAGCAACAGAUGAGAGUAAAGGACCUGACCUUGAGAGUGCUGAGGUGGAGUACACUGAAGUCGAAGUAUCAACGCUUGAUCCUCACAGAGCUAAAGUACAGGACUCUGCAUCCAGAAACGCGAAUUUUCUUUCCAGUUUCAUGCAGAGAGCUCCUGUACAGAAGGGGACUGAAACGCUUUAUAGUGAAAUCAGAAAAGCUAAUAAUGAUUCUGUGGAAAACAGGCAUUCUAGAAUACAAGGCCAUCUUGAUACUACUUAGAACAGUCAUCUCAAAGAUCAGCUGGGAGAAGAAGUCAAGAAGCCAAGAUG